AUGCCAACCUACCCUAUCCGCCGCCGGCCGCGCGAGUGCAAGACCUGUCUACCCUGCCGAGCAAGCAAAGUCCGCUGCGAUCGCAACGUCCCCUGUGGCAAUUGCACCAAACGAAACUUCGCCUGCUCCUACGGUCGUCCGUCAUCUGCAAAAGUUCCCCCUCCCGCUGUCGUCACAGCCUCCUCCACGCCAUCACAACAAUCUAGCUUUGUCUCUCCCACGAUCCCCCCAUAUCCCAACUCGGCUCCCACCCUCGAUGGCUCAUAUGCAACCGAUCAUCCCUCGACCGCCAGCGCGGAUCCGGAUUUACCGGACAUAAUUGAUAUCUCCCAGGCAGAAUGGGAUGAAAUUAACACCAAGAUGGCCGCAAUGGAACAAAUCAUCGGCAGUUUGCAUUCGCUAUUCCAGACACACUCGAAUCAUAAGCCGCCAGAACCAGAGCCAGAACCAGAACCCAUCGAACGGAAGAAUUCCAUUCGGUCGGAAGGUGUCUACGGGUCGAAUGUCUUGAAGACGGGCGCGGUUCAUCUCGGGUCGCGGUCGGCCCUGGUUGAUAUUUUGGAUAAAUCGAAGAGGUCGGAGGACACAGCGCAGGCGCUGCCCCAGGAUGAUCUUCUUGCUGAACUUGCUUUGGGGAAUGAGUCGGCUGCAUAUCCCUUUGUGGAUCUGUGGUCCUCCGACCCAUUCACAUUCAAUAUCGCCGGUGUCUGUGCGGUUCUUCCAGAAGACGCACGGUGCCUGGAGUUCCUGACGUUCUACCAGGAUAUAGGAUCAGUUUUAUACCCAGUACUGUCGGACACGACACAAUUAGUACGACAAACCAAGCGACUUCUUGAUAAUCGACGACGAGUGGGAGGUGUCUAUAAAGCCGAUGCCAAUGGAUUAGUGAAACCAUUUGGGAUGCCUUUGGCUUUUCUCAGUCUGCUUUUUGCAACCCUUGCAUCGGGAUGUCAGCUGUCUAGUAUCCCGGAAAGCGACCGCGAAUUGACCUCAUGGGUCUACGUUUCUUGUGCGUAUCAAUGUCUCCGGAUGUUGAAUUAUGUGUCGCAACCCACCGUAGAAGUAAUUCAGAUUCUUCUGAUCAUUAGCAAUGUUCUUUCAUAUAAUAUGAAUGCAGGCGCAUCAUACACUUUGCUUGGCAUGACCGAGCGAAUGUGUCUUGUCCUUGGGCUCCAUGUUGAGUCAACCGGGUUCUCAGUUGCAGAGCAGGAAGUGCGAAGGCGUGUGUGGUGGACAAUGGCGUUCCAGAACAGCCAUUUCUCGCUUGCCUAUGACCGACCAUCGAUCACCAUGGUCAGUCAACCGGAAAUUCCAUUCGAUCCCAAAUCAAUGCCGGGCCAUCGCUCAUAUUUUGAAACACUCUGUCGCAUUGUAUCCUUGGCGUUGGAAGUCCUGCGGUCCCGUAUGUAUCCCGGAUCGUCUCAGUUACGUAUCCAUGAGAUCCGUGAGUAUAAACAACAGAUCCAUCGGAUGCUCGCCGAAGCGACUCCACAUCUGCGGCAUCGAGACAAUUGUCGAUCGCUAGCGGAGCAUAUUGAGCGAACCGAAUUGCGCCUGCACUCCUCCUAUCUUCUCUCUGUCCUGUGUCGUGUCUCGCUCGAUCCACAUGCGCAUUUAGACGCAUCGCGUCGCGCAAUGAUUCGCGAAGACUGUAUCGGCAGUCUGUUCAACACGAUCGACGCAUUUGUUGAAUUGCACGAGAUCAAUUCCCACUGUUCACGGUCCUGGAUUAGCCUGCAGCGAAGCAUUGCCUCGGCCUUUUUGCUCGUGGCAAAUGAUGACAGCCCCCAGACCUGGCAGGUGAUAGAUAGGCUGGAGAUGGUUCUGGCGGACCAUGUCUAUGGAGACAGUGACAUGGACCAUAGCCGCACUGACUCGGCCAAGCAUCUUUCUUCGUCACUCCGUGCCCUGCGUGAGAUCCGCGAGGCCUUCAGCGCUCGGACGGGUAGUUCGACGGGCCAAACAUCGAGCAUAACAUAUUCGCCCCUUGUGUUGCCUUCUCCUCCUUAUCUUGCGCCCAGUCCCGAUAUGUCAUCAUUGGCAAGCACCGCCAGUACAGGUCUGCAACCGAUGGAAGGUGUGAGCAUACGGAAUAUCCUUGGUCGUGUUUCUGAUGUGAUGUUAUUCCCCAGCAUGAGCGGAAAUAACCCAGUAGUAUAA
This is a messenger RNA of Penicillium coprophilum, 2160 nucleotides long. RefSeq lists its product as uncharacterized. Lineage: Eukaryota; Fungi; Ascomycota; Eurotiomycetes; Eurotiales; Aspergillaceae. Gene Ontology annotation, molecular function: DNA-binding transcription factor activity, RNA polymerase II-specific; DNA binding; carboxy-lyase activity. The coding region runs from base 1 to 2160 and encodes 719 amino acids. The transcript has 5 exons. Gene Ontology annotation, biological process: regulation of DNA-templated transcription; DNA-templated transcription. The record is from RefSeq and is a predicted model, not a curated record.